CUAAAGGACUUUCUUACGGGCUUUAAUUAGUUCUUGUCAUUGUCCGGUUGGAUGGAGGGGGGAUUCGAGUUGCAGCCGGGCGCAAAGUAGCAGCAAAGCCAGUGCGUUGCUUAUUUUUCCAGCAAGCGGGUCGUGUAUGAGAAGAGUGAGGCUGUGUGUGUGUAGAAGUUUCUGUACCGCGGCUCAAAACACGCAUGUUUCCCUCAGUGUCUUGUCUGGCAUGCGUUUGUAAGCGCCGUGUGUUGCGUUUUCACUUGUCCGCUUUCUGUUCGUCCAGGAGGAGCCGAGGUUAGGAUCGACUCCUUUAGCCAUGUUAGCUGCAACAUGCAACAAAAUAGGGAGUCCGAGCCCUUCGCCCUCCGCUAUUUCGGAUAACUCCGCGUCCUUUGGAAAAGGCUUCCACCCGUGGAAAAGAGCCGCCGCGAGCAGCUGCAGCCUCGGAUCUGGUCUGUCCGGUUUCGGGGUGUCCCGUAACGGAGCCGGCAUCUCGGACUCUUUCGGCACGAACACCUCCAACGGAUCCAGUGCUUUUUCCCUCACGUCUGGCACCAACUCCAGUUCACACUUUGGAAACGACUAUUCUGUUUUCCAAGCGUCAGUUUCGAGCAGCUCUCAAGAGUCCAGUCACCAGCCGGUCUUCAUCUCAAAGGUGCACACCUCCGUGGACAGUCUGCAGGGCAUCUACCCGAGGAUGAGCGUUGCGCACCCGUACGAGUCCUGGUUCAAAUCGUCCCAUCCUGGCAUCCCCACGGGCGACGUCGGGACCACGGGAGCCUCUGCGUGGUGGGACGUGGGAGCGGGAUGGAUUGAUGUUCAAAACCCAAAUGGAGCAGCACUACAGACGUCCUUACACUCCGGUGGACUCCAAACUUCUUUGCACUCACCUCUGGGCGGAUAUAAUUCUGAUUACUCCAGUUUAAGUCACUCUGCUUUCAGCACGAGUCCCUCUCCACACCUGUUGACAACCGGCCAGCACCUGAUGGACGGUUUCAAGCCGGUGUUAUCCUCUUAUCCGGACACAGCCCCCUCUCCAUUAGCCGGUGCAGGGGGGACUAUGCUCUCCGGGGGUCCACCUGCGUCUUUAGCGGGGUCUCCGCGGUCAUCUGCCCGCCGGUACUCGGGCAGAGCCACCUGCGACUGUCCAAACUGCCAGGAGGCGGAGAGACUGGGACCGGCGGGCGCCAGCCUCCGGAGAAAGGGUCUCCACAGCUGUCACAUCCCCGGCUGUGGGAAGGUUUACGGGAAAACGUCGCACCUAAAGGCGCAUUUGAGGUGGCACACCGGCGAGAGGCCGUUUGUGUGCAACUGGCUCUUUUGCGGCAAGAGAUUCACUCGCUCCGACGAGCUCCAGCGACACUUACGCACGCACACCGGCGAGAAACGAUUCGCCUGCCCGGUGUGCAACAAGAGAUUUAUGCGGAGCGAUCACCUGAGUAAACAUGUAAAAACUCACAGCGCCGGGGGAUCAGCCGGCUCUGGCUCUGGGGGCAGCGGAGGGAAGAGGGGGAGUGACACCGACAGCGAGCACAGCGCACCGGGAAGCCCUCCGUGCCAUUCCCCCGACCUGUUGCACCCACCCGAGUCAACGCAGCGAGUGGGCAUGAACGGCCUCUAAAAAAAAAAAACUGUCCUCAGUGAAACAAAAAAAAAAUACAACAAAAAACAAAACGCGAGUGUCGAGGUGGAAACUGAUGAACGUGGACAUACUUUGGUGUAUGCGCAAUACUUCAUCCUGACUGUUGUCAUGUAAUGAGCGAGGACAAAAUAGGCCUCGGCGUUUUUCUUUGACUUUUUCCAAGUGUUUAAGACUAACUGCAUAAUUCCAUAGCUGUACCAUCAUACAUACAAAAAAAACACAACCGUAUCUAAAAAUGAUCUGCGGUGUGACAGUGUAUAAUCAAAGUUAUUGUGGGCACACUUUCUGCAGCCUCAUCCCUGAGUUUACCCAUCACUUUAUAACAUAAAAAGGUACACGCGUGACACGCGACACAACACACAAAUACACACCCUGACUGUUGUGACAAAUCCACACCUGCAGAGUUGUGUUACCGCUGUCAUUCAUAAUGUUCCAAACCAAACGCUGGCACUUUAUUAUCAGGCAGGAGAAACAGUUUUUAAGUCCCCGCGGACGCUCUGCUCGGUGUGGGAACAAGAAGAUGUGGGGACGUGAUGGUUUUUCAUUGUCAUCCGUGGGAUCCCUGCAGGGACCGUUAGAUAACGCAGGAGCAGUUACAGGUCGAUCAUCCCCACAGCCUACACACACACACACACACACACACACACACGCACACACACAGUGAACUGUACGUGCUGUAAGUUUGUAAGUAUAGGCCAGUUACUUACUCUUUACUUCGCUGCAAAAUGUGUUGUAUAGAAUGAGAUAUGUAGGUUAGAGUAAUUACAGCCCAAUGUAAAGGUGAGUAAUGUAUUUGUCCAGGAGACGAUUUUGUAUAGGUAUUUCUAGUUGUAUAUGGACUCUAGUAAAUAUUUGAAAAUAUACGGAAAUGUACUUGGAUUUUUUCUUUGACAUGAUAUGAAAUGUAUUGUGGGGGAGUUCUAUUUAACCACGAGUUUUUCUUGUAUUUAGGGGUCUAUCAUUAGGCGCACUUUGAAUUUAUUUGUAAGGUUUUGGAAAUCAUUUACUGUUUACCCGCUCAUUUAAUUUAAGUAAGCAUGUUGUAAAGUGAUUUUAAUUUUACAAUGAUAUUCCCUGCGAGAAUGGCUUUUUAUGGAAGCCACUCAAUAAAGUCAGUAUGAAUUCA
Molecule: messenger RNA, 2762 nt
Organism: Solea senegalensis (Senegalese sole)
Lineage: Eukaryota; Metazoa; Chordata; Actinopteri; Pleuronectiformes; Soleidae
Gene: sp8b
Product: sp8 transcription factor b
Exons: 2
Coding region: 311-1615 (434 amino acids)
Biological process (GO): regulation of transcription by RNA polymerase II
Molecular function (GO): DNA-binding transcription factor activity, RNA polymerase II-specific; RNA polymerase II cis-regulatory region sequence-specific DNA binding
Source: RefSeq, a predicted model, not a curated record